Molecule: messenger RNA, 6479 nt
Organism: Echinops telfairi (small Madagascar hedgehog)
Lineage: Eukaryota; Metazoa; Chordata; Mammalia; Afrosoricida; Tenrecidae
Gene: CACNA1A
Product: calcium voltage-gated channel subunit alpha1 A
Exons: 53
Biological process (GO): calcium ion import across plasma membrane; chemical synaptic transmission
Cellular component (GO): membrane; neuronal cell body; voltage-gated calcium channel complex
Molecular function (GO): high voltage-gated calcium channel activity
Source: RefSeq, a predicted model, not a curated record
CGCCGAGGAUGUACAAGCAGUCCAUGGCGCAGAGAGCGCGGACCAUGGCCCUCUACAACCCCAUCCCCGUCCGACAGAGCUGCCUCACGGUCAACCGGUCCCUGUUCCUCUUCAGCGAGGACAGCGUGGUGAGAAAAUACGCCAAAAAGAUCACCGAAUGGCCUCCCUUUGAAUAUAUGAUUUUAGCCACCAUCAUAGCAAACUGCAUCGUCCUGGCUCUGGAGCAACACCUGCCUGAUGAUGACAAGACCCCCAUGUCGGAACGACUGGAUGACACAGAGCCGUACUUCAUUGGAAUUUUUUGUUUCGAAGCUGGAAUUAAAAUCAUCGCCCUUGGGUUUGCCUUCCACAAAGGCUCCUACCUGAGAAACGGCUGGAACGUCAUGGACUUUGUGGUGGUGCUCACGGGCAUCUUGGCGACAGUCGGGACGGAGUUUGACCUGCGGACGCUGAGAGCCGUUCGAGUGCUGCGGCCGCUCAAGCUGGUGUCUGGAAUCCCAAGUUUACAAGUCGUCCUGAAGUCCAUCAUGAAGGCCAUGAUCCCCUUGCUGCAGAUCGGCCUCCUCCUAUUUUUUGCAAUCCUCAUUUUUGCAAUCAUAGGGUUAGAAUUUUAUAUGGGGAAAUUUCAUACCACCUGCUUCGAAGAAGGGACAGAUGACAUUCAGGGUGAGUCUCCGGCUCCAUGCGGGACAGUGGAACCCGCCCGCACCUGCCCCAAUGGGACCAAAUGUCAGCCCUACUGGGAAGGGCCCAACAACGGGAUCACUCAGUUCGACAACAUCCUGUUUGCAGUGCUGACCGUCUUCCAGUGCAUCACCAUGGAAGGGUGGACGGAUCUCCUGUACAAUAGCAACGAUGCCUCAGGGAACACUUGGAACUGGCUGUACUUCAUCCCCCUCAUCAUCAUCGGCUCCUUUUUUAUGCUGAACCUUGUGCUGGGUGUGCUGUCAGGGGAGUUUGCCAAAGAAAGGGAGCGGGUGGAGAACCGACGUGCUUUCCUGAAGCUGAGACGGCAACAGCAGAUUGAGCGAGAGCUCAAUGGGUACAUGGAGUGGAUCUCAAAAGCAGAAGAAGUGAUCCUCGCGGAGGAUGAAACCGAUGGAGAGCAGAGGCAUCCCUUUGAUGUUGGAGCUCUGCGGAGAGCCACCAUAAAGAAAAGCAAGACAGACUUGCUCAACCCUGAGGAGGCUGAGGAUCAGCUAGCCGACAUCGCCUCUGUGGGGUCUCCCUUCGCUCGAGCCAGCAUUAAAAGUGCCAAGCUGGAGAACUCGACUUUUUUUCACAAAAAGGAGAGGAGGAUGCGUUUCUACAUCCGCCGCAUGGUCAAAACUCAGGCCUUCUACUGGACUGUGCUCAGUCUGGUAGCCCUCAACACGCUGUGUGUUGCUAUCGUCCACUACAACCAGCCCGAGUGGCUCUCCGACUUCCUCUACUAUGCAGAAUUCGUUUUCUUAGGACUCUUUAUGUCCGAAAUGUUUAUAAAAAUGUACGGGCUCGGGACGCGGCCUUACUUCCACUCUUCCUUCAACUGCUUUGACUGUGGGGUUAUCAUUGGGAGCAUCUUCGAGGUCAUCUGGGCCGUCAUCAAACCUGGCACAUCCUUUGGAAUCAGCGUGUUACGAGCUCUCAGGUUAUUGCGUAUUUUCAAAGUCACAAAGUACUGGGCGUCUCUCAGGAACUUGGUCGUCUCCCUUCUCAACUCCAUGAAAUCCAUCAUCAGCCUGUUGUUCCUCCUCUUUCUCUUUAUCGUCGUCUUCGCCCUUUUGGGAAUGCAACUCUUCGGUGGCCAGUUUAACUUCGAUGAAGGAACGCCUCCCACCAACUUCGACACCUUUCCAGCAGCAAUAAUGACGGUGUUUCAGAUCCUGACGGGCGAGGACUGGAACGAGGUCAUGUACGAUGGCAUCAAGUCGCACGGGGGCGUGCAGGGCGGCAUGGUGUAUUCCAUCUACUUCAUCGUGCUCACGCUCUUCGGGAACUACACCCUCCUGAACGUGUUCCUGGCCAUCGCAGUGGACAACCUGGCCAACGCCCAGGAGCUCACCAAGGAUGAACAAGAAGAAGAAGAGGCAGCCAACCAAAAACUUGCCCUCCAGAAAGCCAAGGAGGUGGCAGAAGUGAGUCCUCUGUCCGCGGCCAACAUGUCCAUAGCUGUAGAGAACCAGGGUUCCGGGGUCCCCGUGUCGGGCCCCAACCUGUCAACCACCCGGCCAAUCCAGCAGGACCUGGGCCGCCAAGACCCUCCGCUGGCCGAGGACAUCGACAACAUGAAGAACAACAAGCUGGCCACCGCGGAGUCCGCCAACCCCCGCGACAGCCUGGGCCACACCGGCCUGCCCCAGAGCCCAGCCAAGAUGGGCAACAGCACCGACCCUGGGCCCACGCCGGCCCCACCCGCCACGGCCACCAACCCCCAGAAUGCCGCCAGCCGCCGGACACCCAACAACCCGGGGAACCCGUCCAACCCUGGUCCCCCCAAAAACCCCGAGAACAGCCUUAUCGUCACCAACCCCAGCAGCGCCCAAACCAGCUCAGCUAAGACUGCCAGGAAGCCUGACCACACUGCGGUGGACAUCCCCCCCGCCUGCCCAGCCCCCCUCAACCACACUGUCGUCCAAGUGAACAAAAACGCCAACCCAGACCCACUGCCAAAAAAGGAGGAAGAGAAGAAGGAGGAGGAGGAAGAUGACCCUGGAGAAGACGGCCCCAAGCCCAUGCCCCCCUACAGCUCCAUGUUUAUCCUCUCCACCACCAACCCCCUUCGCCGCCUGUGCCAUUACAUCCUGAACCUGCGCUAUUUUGAGAUGUGCAUCCUCAUGGUCAUCGCCAUGAGCAGCAUCGCCCUGGCGGCCGAGGACCCCGUGCAACCCAACGCGCCCCGGAACAAUGUGCUGCGGUAUUUCGACUACGUAUUUACAGGCGUCUUUACGUUUGAGAUGGUCAUCAAGAUGAUCGACCUGGGUCUCGUCCUGCACCAGGGCGCCUACUUCCGCGACCUCUGGAACAUUCUCGACUUCAUUGUGGUCAGUGGGGCCCUGGUGGCCUUUGCCUUCACGAGCAGUACACGUGGCAAUAGCAAAGGAAAGGACAUCAACACAAUUAAAUCCCUCCGAGUCCUCCGGGUGCUACGACCUCUUAAAACCAUCAAGCGGCUGCCGAAGCUCAAGGCCGUGUUUGACUGUGUGGUGAACUCGCUCAAGAACGUCUUCAACAUCCUCAUCGUCUACAUGCUCUUCAUGUUCAUCUUCGCCGUGGUGGCCGUGCAGCUCUUCAAGGGGAAGUUCUUCCACUGCACAGACGAGUCCAAGGAGUUUGAGAAGGACUGCCGCGGCAAAUAUCUCCUCUAUGAGAAGAACGAGGUGAAAGCCCGGGACCGAGAGUGGAAGAAGUACGAGUUCCAUUAUGACAACGUGCUCUGGGCUCUGCUGACCCUCUUCACCGUGUCCACGGGGGAAGGCUGGCCCCAGGUCCUCAAACACUCGGUGGACGCCACCUUCGAGAACCAGGGCCCCAGCCCGGGGUACCGCAUGGAAAUGUCCAUCUUCUACGUCGUCUACUUCGUGGUCUUCCCCUUCUUCUUCGUCAACAUCUUUGUGGCCUUGAUCAUCAUCACCUUCCAGGAGCAGGGGGACAAGAUGAUGGAGGAGUACAGCCUGGAGAAGAAUGAGAGGGCCUGCAUCGACUUUGCCAUCAGCGCCAAGCCGCUGACGCGCCACAUGCCCCAGAACAAGCAGAGCUUUCAGUACCGCAUGUGGCAGUUUGUGGUGUCCCCGCCCUUCGAGUACACCAUCAUGGCCAUGAUCGCCCUCAACACCAUCGUCCUCAUGAUGAAGUUCUACGGGGCCUCACCUGCUUAUGAGAACGCUCUAAGGGUGUUCAACAUCGUCUUCACCUCCCUCUUCUCUCUGGAGUGUGUGCUGAAAGUCAUGGCUUUCGGGAUCCUGAAUUAUUUCCGUGAUGCCUGGAACAUCUUCGACUUUGUGACUGUUCUGGGCAGCAUCACCGACAUCCUUGUGACGGAGUUUGGGAAUCCGAAUAACUUCAUCAAUCUGAGCUUCCUCCGCCUCUUCCGAGCUGCUCGGCUCAUCAAACUCCUCCGUCAGGGCUACACCAUCCGCAUUCUCCUCUGGACCUUUGUACAGUCCUUCAAGGCCCUGCCCUACGUCUGCCUGCUGAUCGCCAUGCUGUUCUUCAUCUACGCCAUCAUCGGGAUGCAGGUGUUUGGCAACAUCGGCAUCGACAUCGAGGACGAGGACAGUGAUGAGGACGAGUUCCAAAUCACUGAGCACAAUAACUUCCGGACCUUCCUCCAGGCCCUGAUGCUCCUCUUCCGGAAGGGCUGCUGCUACAAGCCCCACCCCCCAGCCCCCAGCUUCUCCUGCAUGGCGCCAGGCUCCCACUCACCCCAAGCCUCCAGGCUGCUUCCAAGGGGGGAAAAGGGGCCCCAAAUGCAUCUUCUCGGACUCAGCGGGCAGCGAGGACUCACCCUGCAGCCGAACCGCCCCAGCUCCCUCCCGUCCUCCCCAUUCCCGCUCCUCGCCAAGGGGAAUAACUUCAUCAAUCUGAGCUUCCUCCGCCUCUUCCGAGCUGCUCGGCUCAUCAAACUCCUCCGUCAGGGCUACACCAUCCGCAUUCUCCUCUGGACCUUUGUACAGUCCUUCAAGGCCCUGCCCUACGUCUGCCUGCUGAUCGCCAUGCUGUUCUUCAUCUACGCCAUCAUCGGGAUGCAGGUGUUUGGCAACAUCGGCAUCGACAUCGAGGACGAGGACAGUGAUGAGGACGAGUUCCAAAUCACUGAGCACAAUAACUUCCGGACCUUCCUCCAGGCCCUGAUGCUCCUCUUCCGGAGUGCCACUGGGGAGGCCUGGCACAACAUCAUGCUGUCCUGCCUCAGCGGGAAGCCGUGUGAUAAAAACUCGGGCAUCCUGACUCCCGAUUGUGGCAAUGAGUUCGCUUAUUUUUACUUCGUUUCCUUCAUCUUCCUCUGCUCGUUCCUGAUGCUGAACCUCUUCGUUGCUGUCAUCAUGGACAACUUUGAGUACCUCACCCGAGACUCCUCCAUCCUGGGUCCUCACCACCUGGAUGAGUACGUGCGUGUCUGGGCCGAGUACGACCCUGCAGCUUGUGGUCGGAUUCACUAUAAGGAUAUGUACAGUUUAUUGCGAGUAAUAUCUCCCCCUCUCGGCUUAGGCAAGAAAUGUCCUCAUAGGGUUGCUUGCAAGAGGCUCCUGCGGAUGGACCUGCCAGUGGCAGACGAUAACACCGUGCACUUCAACUCCACCCUCAUGGCCCUGAUCCGCACAGCCCUGGACAUCAAGAUCGCUAAGGGCGGAGCUGACAAGCAGCAGAUGGACGCCGAACUGCGCAAGGAGAUGAUGGCCAUUUGGCCCAACCUGUCCCAGAAGACGCUAGACCUGCUGGUCACGCCUCACAAGUCCACGGACUUGACAGUGGGGAAGAUUUACGCUGCUAUGAUGAUAAUGGAGUACUACCGGCAGAGCAAGGCCAAGAAGCUGCAGGCCAUGCGUGAGGAGCAGAACCGGACACCCCUCAUGUUCCAGCGCAUGGAGCCCCCCUCUCCGACGCAGGAGGGUGGGCCUGGCCAGAACGCCCUCCCCCCCACCCAGCUGGACCCAGGAGGAGGCCUCAUGGCUCAUGACGGGGGUCUCAAGGAAAGCCCGUCCUGGGUGACCCAGCGGGCCCAGGAGAUGUUCCAGAAGACUAGCACGUGGAUGCCGGAGCGGGGACCGCCAACGGACAUGCCCAAUAGCCAGCCCAACUCUCAGUCUGUGGAGAUGCGAGAGAUGGGCAGAGACGGCUAUUCGGACAGUGAGCACUACCUCCCCAUGGAGGGCCAGGCCCGGGCCGCCUCCAUGCCCCGCCUCCCUGCCGAGAACCAGAGGAGAAGGGGCCGGCCACGUGGGAAUAACCUCAGUACGAUCUCAGACACCAGCCCCAUGAAGCGCUCGGCCUCUGUGCUGGGCCCCAAGGCCCGCCGCCUGGAUGACUAUUCCCUGGAGCGGGUGCCACCUGAUGAGAACCAGAGACACCACCAGCGACGCCGAGACCAAGACCGGGGCCACCGGGUCUCCGAGCGCUCCCUGGGCCGCUACACUGACGUGGACACAGGGUUAGGGACAGACCUGAGCAUGACCACUCAGUCUGGAGACCUGCCGUCGAAAGAUCGGGACCAGGAGCGGGGCCGGCCCAAGGACCGGAAACACCGCCACCACCACCAUCACCACCACCACCCUCCGCCCCACGACAAGGAGCGCUACGGCCAGGAGCGGCCUGACCACAGCCGGGCCCGCGCCCGGGACCCGCACUGGCCCCGCUCCCCCAGCGAGGGCAGAGAGCACAUGGCACACCGGCAGGGCAGUAGUUCCGUAAGUGGAAGCCCAGCCCCCUCAACAUCUGGUACCAGCACUCCGCGGCGGGGACGCCGCCAGCUCCCCCAGACCCCCUCCACCCCCCGGCCA